CCGCGCUCCACUCUGCAGCUAGCUAGCUUCCCCUGCUCCUCCGUCCAGGCUCCCUCCCGUCCCGUCCCGGCGGCGGCGCUCCAAUGGCCACCUUGUCCGCCGUCUCCGUGAAGGCCGGCGGCUUCGGCACGGCGACGGCGACCACCCCGAGCUGGAAGGGAAGCAGGGUUUCAGGCCGGAGCCUCAUCUCCAUGGCCAUGGGGGCGACGAGAAGCCGCCUCGUCUCCCUACGAGCACCGCGCUUCCGCGUCUACGCGGCCAAGGCGGAGACGGUGAGCAAGGUGAUGGACAUCGUGAAGCAGCAGCUGGCGCUGGGCGCGGACGCGGCGGCGGCGCUGACGCCCGAGUCCAAGUUCACGGACCUCGGCGCCGACUCGCUGGACACCGUGGAGAUCGUCAUGGCGCUCGAGGAGGAGUUCAAGAUCACCGUCGAGGAGGACAACGCCCAGAACAUCACCACCAUCCAGGAGGCAGCAGACCUCAUCGACAAGCUUGUCGGCUGAUCUUUUCAUUUUUUUUUGGUUGGAAGAAUGAAUGAAUGUUGUUGCCAGGAUCGAUUUUCUUCUUCUUCGGUUGUUGCUUGCUCCUCCUUUCCAGCCUAGCGUACGUCUUUAUUUUAUUUGUUUGACCUCCGAUCCCCAGCUCUUGUUUCCGCGAACUUUUAGCUGCACGUGAUGUGAGUGCGUCUUUUUGAUGUA
Messenger RNA from Panicum hallii, 698 nucleotides. RefSeq names its product acyl carrier protein 4, chloroplastic-like. NCBI's taxonomy places the organism in Eukaryota, Viridiplantae, Streptophyta, Magnoliopsida, Poales, Poaceae. Gene Ontology annotation, biological process: fatty acid biosynthetic process. Gene Ontology annotation, molecular function: acyl carrier activity. Bases 84 to 503 code for a protein of 139 amino acids. The transcript has 3 exons. The record is from RefSeq and is a predicted model, not a curated record.